AUGCAUUUGAUCUCCGAAAUGGAUAGGUUUGGCCUUCGUCCUGUGUCAAACAGCAAAGAGCUUCCUAUAGACAAGAAGCCAGACUGGGACUGGCAGCGUGCCUGGACAGAGGGCAAAAAUAGACCCGAAGAUUGGACUGAUGAUGAGCAGGUGCUGAGAGAUAUCCCUGCGUAUGUUCUGGAAUAUGCGCCAUUGGUCCACCUCUAUUCUGGGGAACAGUUCUGGCCCUGCGACAUUGCGGAGCAUCUCUACCACAUUACCCCAGCUCUGAACUACACACCCCUUGAGUCAACCAAAGAGCCCCCGACCCUGCAAAAUCUGGACAAGUUAAAUGAAUGGGAUGAUGGCCACUGGGUGUUCCUCACCAGCAAUGAUAACGUCGAAGAACGGCCAGACUGGUUAGAGGGCGAGAAAAAUAUUCCUACGAUGCCGACCGAUGUGGACAGUGGGUACGACGACGAUGAAGGUUGGGUCCACAAGCCGGGCCGGACAUACAUCCAGGGACUCAAGGAUGCUAUGGCUGACUUGAAAGAGUGGUUUGCCCCUGACGCGGAAGAUGUCGAAGAGCGUAAUGACUUUCACCAGUCGCGUUAUGGCCAAGCCGACGAGGACAAAACUUCACGCCGGAUACAUCUCGAACUGAGACGCUCAAGCGGUGAGGAGCGUGCGCCGCCAAGUUUUCGAGGCGGCCGAAGUGAUGCUCCUGCAGUCCUGAUUACAGUCAACAAGGGCCACGGGAUUGUGGAUGCAUUUUGGUUCUUUUUCUAUAGUUUCAACCUGGGUAACGUGGUGCUCAACGUCAGAUUCGGAAACCAUGUGGGAGACUGGGAACACACUGCCAUUCGAUUCCAUCAUGGGAAACCAAAAGCUGUCUUCUUCAGUGAGCACAACUUCGGAUCCGCCUAUAGUUACGAAGCGGUGGAGAAAAUUGGGAAAAGGCCUGUCAUCUACUCGGCAUACGGCACUCACGCCAUGUACGCUACCCCUGGGACGCAUCCCUACGUCUUACCUUGGGGAAUCCUCCAUGAUCAGACAGAUCGUGGCCCGCUCUGGGACCCGGCUUUGAAUUCCCAUGCUUAUACGUACGAUUUCAAGGCGGACGUCCUGCGAUCCUCCAAUAUCACCCCCAGGGCGCCAACCGAAUGGUUCGAUUUCGCCGGCCAUUGGGGGGAUAAAUUUUAUCCGCUCAAAGAUCGGCGACAAUAUCGAUUCGCGGGGCAAUAUCACUAUGUCAAUGGACCUAUGGGUCCCAAGUUCAAGAACCUCGGACGGAAGAAGGUCUGCCCGGGCCCGGAAACCGCUCCCUGUGUGAUCAAGAACUGGCUGUCGAGUGGCGACAAGAUUGGGCGUCUACAUCUUUCGAACGAGAAUGGAGAAGAUGAUGUUUGA
Capronia epimyces CBS 606.96 is the source of this 1389-nucleotide messenger RNA. RefSeq lists its product as uncharacterized. Bases 1 to 1389 code for a protein of 462 amino acids. The record is from RefSeq and is a predicted model, not a curated record. The transcript has a single exon. Lineage: Eukaryota; Fungi; Ascomycota; Eurotiomycetes; Chaetothyriales; Herpotrichiellaceae.